CCCAAAAAACAGGAAGUGGGAACGAUAUCGCAUAGAGUGAAAGCUCUUGCAGUACUCCACUGUCUGGACAAGCUAUAUUGUAAGUCUGGCGGAGUCGGUAUUGCGGUAUAAAACGUUAGUGUUUUACGCAAAGAGAAAUUCAACCAAAUAGAAGAUUGAUGUCAUUUGGUGGAACGCAAAACGGCGGUCGCCGUAGUAAAUGGGACCAGCCGGGCCCAGGUCCUGGUUCAGACCAGAUGGGGGAGGCGGAGGCGGCUCCUACAGGGGCUCUGGACGCUGCAGCUGCUGUGGCAGCUAAGAUCAACGCCAUGCUGGUAGCCAAGGGAAAGCUCAAGCCCUCCCAGAUAGGACCCUCUGGACCAUCUGGACCCCCAGACAAGGUUGUGGGUGCAGGGAAGCCCCAGCCUCCUAUGAAAGCGAAGGAUGACCUGGUGGUGGCGGAGGUGGAGAUCAACGACGUUCCGCUCCCUUGCCGGAACCUGCUGACCCGCGGGCAGACACAGGACGAGAUCAGCAAAGUGAGCGGUGCUGCUGUGUCCACCAGGGGGCGAUACAUGGCAGCAGUGGAGAAGUACAAGGCUCCACAAGGACAAGUGGAUCUGUUGUCUGAUUGCGUCAUACAACCAAGUCUUAGGCUCCUGACCGACUGCUUCUCUCUCUCUGUCGUCAGGGACCGACCCCUCUAUCUCCACGUCCAGGGCCAGACCAGGGAGCUUGUCGACAGAGCUGUGAACCGCAUCAAGGAGAUUAUCACUAACGGAGUGGUGAAGGCGGCCACCUCCUCCUACAGCGGAACCGGAGCCACAGUCCCAGUCUACCAGCAACACAAACCCCAGCCCCCCUCACUGCCCCCCAUCAACCACCAUCACAGACCACACUUCCAGUCUGGGAUGCACUAUGUGCAGGAGAAGUUGUUUGUGGGUCUGGAGCAUGCCAUCCAGGGCUUCUCAGUGAAGGAGAGGGUGGAAGGGCCAGGCAGCUCCUACCUGCAGCACAUCCAGGGUGAGACUGGGGCCAAGGUCUUCCUCAGGGGGAAGGGAUCAGGCUGUCUGGAGCCCGCCUCUGGGCGAGAGGCCUUCGAACCGAUGUACAUCUACAUCAGUCAUCCCAAACCAGAGGGCCUUGCUGCAGCUAAGACCCUGUGUGACAACCUGCUGCAGACGGUCCAUGCAGAGUAUUCUGUCUUCCUCAACCAGAUGAGUGUCAUGAUGCCUACUCCCGGCUUUAUGCAGCCCCCCAUGGCCAACGGGAUGCCCCCCCAGCCCCCUUACUACCCCCCAUCGGGGUACCAGCCCAGCUACCCCCUCCCUGUACCUCCCCCUCAGCCCAUUCCUCCCCCCUACGCUGUCCCCCCUCCCAUUCCCCCUGGGCUGCCUGCCGGUCUCCCCCCUCCCAACCGGUACACCCUCCCCCCCGCACCUGUCACUUUACCACAGACUCUCCCACCUUCUCCUUUCCCACCCGCUGCUCCGGUUCCGCCCAAAGCUCCGCCUCCUGUAGUCUCAGCCAAUCCGCCGCAGAAAAGACGCUUCACUGAGGAGGUGCCAGACGAGAGGGACAGCGGUCUGCUGGGAUACCAGCAUGGACCCAUUCAUAUGACUAAUUUAGGUGCAGGCUUCCCUGUGGGCAGCCCCGGCCCAGAGGCUUCAGGACCCCCGCCACCGAGUUCCUCCGGGCCGCCGAGGGAGAGGGACAGCAGUAGGCAGCUGAUGCCUCCACCACCCAUUCCAAUGAACGGAGGCAUGACACCCAAGAUGGAGGAGAGGAGGCUGCUGCAAGGCCCCCUGGAUCCCUCAGUGAAGAGGAUGAAGACGGGGCUCGUGGCAUACGCUGGUGACUCCUCGGACGAAGAGGAGGACCACUCCACCCCCAAAACCUUGGGGGCAGGUAACCAUGGUAACAUCGCUGGGGUGACCCACUCCACCCCCACCUCACCCCCUGGCUGGACUCUGGGGUACCGCUGCCCCCCUCCGCCUCCCCAACGUGCCAAAACACAGCAGGCACAGUCACAGCAGCCCAUGCCCUUCUGGAUGGCCCCAUAACACAGGAGUAUUAAACCUCAUACCCUCCCCUGACAUCUAGGGCCUUUUGGAGGGUUCCAUAAUGAUGUUUUACAUCCCAAACUGAGCCCCAGUCCCCCCUCUUCCCCUUUUCUCUGAACCAUCACUCCUACCUACUCCUCUACUUGAUAGAAUUUAUUUUGUGAUGACUUAGAUUUCGUCAAAACAGUUUUGUCAUGCGCUCAGCAGUAAAGCAGUGUGUGUGUAAAAUGGACUAAACAGACUGGCUGGCUGAUACAAAGAGAACAGACUCAACCAGCCAACCAGGCACAACCAGGAUACUGACAGACUGGAUACAUGGUGACAAGCAGCAAGAUGCCCCAGACUUCCACACCGAUUCAAAUGUACCCUGAACUCUGUAUAGGAGAGACAGCUGAGGAACAGACACAAAUGGAGGGUAAAUAGUGCCCUGUUUUUGAUUGAUUUGGAACGUGUCCACUCCUGGUUUUACUAGUGUAGAAAAGCACUGAGGUAGAAGAGAUUUCAAUGCAUUCUAAGUUAUUUCUUUGUUAAAAAAUAUAUUUCCCCCAUCCCCAUUUUCUUUCUUGGUCCAUAUCUUAGUCAAAUCUCCCUCUUCCUUCAGUACAGAUCAUACAAACAUGCUCGUUGGACUUUUUAUAAAAUGCAAUUGACUCAACUAUUCUAAUGUUUUUGUGGAAUAAAUUAGCAUUAUCUCUGUG
Oncorhynchus mykiss (rainbow trout) is the source of this 2740-nucleotide messenger RNA. Lineage: Eukaryota; Metazoa; Chordata; Actinopteri; Salmoniformes; Salmonidae. The record is from RefSeq and is a predicted model, not a curated record.